Molecule: messenger RNA, 5902 nt
Organism: Clarias gariepinus (North African catfish)
Lineage: Eukaryota; Metazoa; Chordata; Actinopteri; Siluriformes; Clariidae
Gene: nfixa
Product: nuclear factor I/Xa
Exons: 13
Coding region: 163-1566 (467 amino acids)
Biological process (GO): regulation of transcription by RNA polymerase II
Cellular component (GO): nucleus
Molecular function (GO): RNA polymerase II cis-regulatory region sequence-specific DNA binding; DNA-binding transcription factor activity, RNA polymerase II-specific
Source: RefSeq, a predicted model, not a curated record
UAGGAAAAGAACGUAGAGAGAGAGCUAGUCGGAGAGAAAAAAAAGGGAGAAAGGGAAGCAUCGCGAAAAUUAGGACAUGCAGUAUUGACUAAAGCAAGGAGAGGACCAGCUUUUUUUUUGUGUUUGUUUGUUUUCCGCUGAAGUUUAUGAUGAAAGUGCAAAAUGGAUGAGUUCCACCCGUUCAUCGAAGCGCUCCUGCCACACGUGCGCGCCUUCUCCUACACCUGGUUUAACCUGCAGGCACGCAAGCGCAAGUACUUUAAGAAGCACGAGAAGCGCAUGUCCAAGGACGAGGAGCGCGCCGUGAAGGACGAGCUGCUGGGCGAGAAGCCUGAGAUCAAGCAGAAGUGGGCAUCGCGCCUCCUCGCCAAGCUGCGCAAGGACAUCCGGCCCGAGUUUCGUGAAGACUUCGUGCUCAGCGUGACGGGCAAGAAGCCGCCGUGCUGCGUGCUCUCCAACCCGGACCAGAAGGGCAAGAUGAGGCGCAUCGACUGCCUGAGGCAAGCCGACAAGGUGUGGAGGCUCGACCUGGUCAUGGUGAUCCUGUUUAAAGGCAGCCCGCUGGAGAGCACAGACGGAGAGCGGCUUGUCAAAUCGCCACAGUGCUCCAACCACAGCCUGUGCGUGCAGCCGCACCACAUCGGCGUCUCGGUCAAGGAACUCGACCUCUACCUGGCCUACUUCGUCCACUCGCCAGAAUCAGGACAAUCAGACAGUUCCAGUCAACAGGCAGACUCAGACAUCAAACCCCCACCGAACGGGCAUUUAAGCUUCCAGGACUGCUUCGUCACAUCUGGGGUUUGGAACGCGGCCGAGCUCGUACGAGUUUCACAGACUCCUGUUGCAUCGGCUUCAGGUCCUAACUUUUCAUUGGCUGACCUGGAAAACCCCGGCUACUACAACAUCAACCAAGUAGCGUUGGGCCGACGCUCACUGACCUCACCGCCGUCCACCAGGGCUGAGGUGGAGUUGUACGCGAGUCUUCCUCGGAGCUCUACAAAGCGUAAGUCUAUAGAUGACAGUGAGAUGGACAGCCCAGUGGACGAUGUCUUCUACCCCACACGCUCGCCUGCUGGAACCAGUUCACAGUCCAGUGGCUGGCCCAAUGAUGUGGAUGCAGUGCAGCACCACUUGGCCAGCGUUCAGGAGAGGAAGAUAAAACAUGAAAAUGAUGGCGUGCAGUUCCCAUAUCAUGGGCUGUCCUCUCCCGGGUCUUUAAAGAAGCCGUCGGGGAAAUUCGAUUUCGGCGCCCUGUCGGCUCAGACGAGGUCCCCCCGCAUGGCCUUCACACACCACCCACUGCCCAUGCUGGCGGGAGUGAGACCAGGAAGUCCACGUGCCUCAGCCUCGGCUCUCCAUUUCCCGUCUCCCUCCAUCAUCCAGCAGUCCAGCCCGUACUUCACCCACCCCACCAUCCGCUACCACCAUCACCAGGAUCCGCUCAAGGAGUUCGUCCAGUUCGUCUGCUCGGACGGCACGGCCCAGCCCGGUGCUCAGCAUACUCCUCGCCAAGCUCCACAACUCCCAACAGGUUUGUCGGCAUCGGAGCACGGGACAACUUUCUAAACAUCCCACAGCAGACACAGUCUUGGUUUCUUUGACAAGAUCUGUCUGAAACACACAGAUUACAAAGUCUGUAGCUGAGACAAGAAACACAAAGCUAAGUAUGGACUGCUAUUAGCUAAUCACUCACACAUACACCCCGUCCCUAAUCAACUCAGACCUGCAAACCUUCACCAUGAGCCCUCGAACCAGGAAUCAGGAAAACUUCCACACAAGUCUUCAAAACUGCACGAUUCUGCAAAUCUGACACUGGUGAGAAAAGAGAAACCAGGAAAACAGCAACACACACAAAAAAAAAUCAGGAGUGGAAAACAGAUGUGAUUCCAUUCUGGAUGAAGAAGAGAUUUCAUCAUAAGUAAUCUUUGUAAUGAUAUGAAGGUGACCCGAGUAUUGACCAAUAGUUCCAGCCGUUGUUUUAUUCUUUUUUUUUGCAUCGUUUACCGAUCAUCAUACAGUGGGGCCAAACCAUUCUGCUUUCACUCCAUCACAGGUUAUUGAAACGAAACCAUUUCAGAUAAUCUGCAUCUAGUGCAAAUAAAGCAUAGUGUGACAUCGGGGAUUGACUCACCCACAUCAAGCUACACUUGGUUCUCAAGCCUGUCUCAAGCAUCUAAUCAGACGAAACUACAAAUGUCUCCCCAGCACCCUCCACUUUAGAUCGGACCAGUAUGAUAAUUAACAUGAUCGUAUCGUGUGUGUCUCAAACGCUGUAAUAUUAAUAGCUAUUUGCAGUAAUUUGACCUUAAUCUGUAUGUUCCAGGUUUAUUGAUUGGCCUCAACAAUCAAAGGAGAAAAAAACACACAAAGAACUUUAGCAGUUAGUCAUAGCAUUGGCACAACCAAAAACUCAAACAGAAACAGCAUCUUGUCCUCAUGUUGAGACAUAACCUCAAAAAUAUUUCCCUCGUUCCAUGCAAAACACAAUAAGUCAAAGUUUGGAAUACUGAUUAAUACAUAUUUCAAACUCAUUCCCAUAUUUCUUUAUUAUUUUGAUUAUGUAAAGCUGCUUUGCGACAAUACGCAUUAUUAAAAGCGCUAUACAAAUUAAAAUGAAUUGAAAUUGAACACAGAAACAAUAUUAUCACUGGGGUGAUUUGUCACUACCUAACAAGCAUAUAGUCACAAAGUUUAAUCAAAACAUUGUUUCCUGUAUAAAGAACAAAAAACCUGUUAUCAGCGUUGGUAGGGUGCAGGCAAGGCAUAUGUGCAGACGUGAAGGCAUUCAUUAAGAAAAACCACAAACAAAACUAGAACAUGAUGGUGACGACAGUAACGACAGCAAACGAACAGAUGUGAGACAUCGAUAAGUCCAAACACAGGCCUGCUUAUACACACACACUAAUCAGAUUAACUAGAUUCAGGUGCCAGUAAACGAGAUGACACUACUAGUAAAAAAGCAUACUGACAUGAAGUCAAGAUUAAAGUCCUAGCACAAAGCACAAGAGGCAAGAGAAUCACAAAACACACUAACUCAAGGUUUUAUCCCUGACACGUGCUUUCUCUGAGACACAAGAUGCCUGUUGCAGCAUUUUUUUUAAAGAGGAAAACACUAUCCAUCCACUUUCACAUACGUUCUAUAAACUUACAGAUGCCUGCCAUUGACUAGAGUCUCUAUGACUGACAGAAGGUUGUCCUGGCAUGCAAUCUCUCUCUCACCCAGCGAUCAUGGCUAAUCUUUUGACCCCUCAGCCAUGGAUGGCUGUCACGAUAUCAGAAUUCACGCGUGGAAUGGACACUAUUACUCAGAGCGUACUCAUUUUAUGUGAACGAAGACAUUGAGCAGAAAAAGCAUACUGCAUCAGUCAGGCAUCGGUUCGGCAUGUUGCGUUACAUUGCAUCAGUUAGGCGCCUUGCUGUCUUGCUGACUUUACCAAGCCAGGUGUGGUUAGACCAAAUGCGUGUUAAACUGGCCUGGUCGAAAAAAUAAAAUAAAAUAAGAUAAAAAGCUAACAUGCUUUACACGCGAACGAGGGGAAAAAAAAAACCUGACCACUAAUGAGCAUCAGAGCUAGCGAGUGAACAGGAUACAUCAGAACAAAAAUAUGACAUUCUCGUCUUUGGGGACGUUUCUAUUUGUACGCUACCGCAAAAUAUGUCUUUUUUAUAUUUUUCAGACACUGUGUCGGGACAGCGCUUCUCCCCACACACUUGUGUUUGGGACACACCCAAAGUUGAAAAAAUGAAAAAUGUAAAUCCUAAAACUAAAAAGUGUCACCAUCGAGUGAGGGAUGCUUGGGGAGUUUGUAGGCCAUUACGUACAGCAGUUAAUGACACUAAUAAACAGUUUUCCUUAGCAAUAAACCGAAGACAGUGACGCAUUCAUGAAUAUGGUGUUGUAAAGUCGUUAUAAAUGCACAAUUCAGCUUUUAUUACUAACCAUCAUGCAGGAGAAAAAACAAACAAACAAACAAAAGACAUUUUCACCACUUCCAGCAGUAACUGUUUCUCUGCAGGGAGUUCAGUGUCUCAGUUUCAGUGCAACCACACAACCCUGUAGAAAUGUUAGAAAUAGAAAAAACAUUUUUAUUUUUGCUUUUCUCUCUCUCUCUCUCUCUCUCUCUUUCUGCUGAAAGUGAGAUUUGGUUUGGGUUUGCAGUAGCUUGUUUUAACUGGUUUUAAUUUUGUGUCAUCUGGGAUUUUUUUUUCAUUUACAGAAUUAACUGCAUGAGAGUUUCGCUUCUUUCAGGUUUGCUUUUACAACCUGGUCACAGUAACGUGUACGAUUUCUACAGUGACACUCGUGAAAUAUUUUCCUUCGGCUUCCUUAUCAAUACCACAGUACCUCCCUUUCCCGAUCGCAUGUCCGAUCCCUCUUAUUGUCUUAUCAUUAUCAUUCUACUUCCUGUCAGGAGUGGCUUUUCAUAUUACUGACAUCACUUCCUCCGAGCAUGCUCUCAUUUUUCCACUACAGGUUCGUCAUUACAGACCGCUCACAUCCGGAUCACAAACACGAAACAUUGCACUAUGAUUUAUAAAUCCCUUAAAAGAAUCCCUCUUUGAAAAAAAGCCUUCCGGUCACCGAUCUUAUGAGUUACACUCUUCAUUCUUGAAUGUGAAUAAACGAACAAACUGGUAACAGAGUUACACUGUGUAUUUCUGACAUCACAAAAUAACUGGACUGCCCGGCUGUCAAUCGCAUGUCAGGGAUUCAUAUUCACCUCGUUAGCCCCGCCCACCCCCUUCUCCCUCCCUGACGAUUCCAAUUUGUGCAGAGAAAGUGCCUCCCUUUCCUUUUUUUUAUGCAACCGAAUGCCAUCGAAUUCAGGGUCUGUGUCUAUUUCAUGUAUAAGCUACAGAAAUUAAUGUACAAUAUGUAUCAUGGCUUAACAAGACUGGAAACAUCGCCUUUAUAAAUAUAUAUUAUCCAGACAUUUAAAAAAAAUAAUAAUAACAAUCAUACUCGUACGUGCUGUGUAUAUAUAUGGAAAUAUGUAUAGUAGCUCUUCUUUGGAAUAUGGCAGUCUAGUUAUUUUUUGACUUUUCACCCCUUGUUCAUGUCAGUUGUCUUCCAGGAAACUUAUAAAACAAUAUCGAUGUUUUAUCACCUAUCGUUCAUACAUGGUACAGGACUGAUUAAAAAAUAUAUAUAUAUUUAAAUAUCAGUGUUAGUGUUUAAAGGGGGAAAACAGAGUAAGGUGUUUGUGGGCUGAGGGGACAAACCUGUGAGUCUAUACGAGAAUUGUACACACACACACACACACACACAAGUCCACUCGUCCUGGACUCUAAACUCAAGGGCCAUGAACAGCACCCCAAUCUUUAUAAAAUGUUGGGCGUUUCUUGUUCUUUUCCCCAUAGUUAACCUUUUAUCAUGUUUAAUAUUGUAAUCAUAAUCUUUUUUUUCUUUUCUUUUUAAACUAUUAUUAAGGAGGGUGGAAUGAUGAACAAUCUUACAAAACUGUGUAUUACAGUACGAUCCCGCUUGUUCACGCAGGGUCAGUCUAUUAUUGUAAAGAAUAUUACUUUCUCUCCAGACACGUUUGAAAAAAAAAAAUGUGUCAGUUCUCGUCUUUGGUGUGCUCACUGGGGGGUGGGGGGCGGGGUUUGUAGGGUUUUUUUUUUAGUCAGUUGUGACAAAAGGCAUUUUAUUUCAACCUUUAAGAAGAUCAUAUUUAAUUCCGUAAACCUGAUCUACAGAGUUGGUUCAAUUUAGAGAUCGCUUUUUUAAUUUUAAAUUUUAUUUUUAAACCCAGAAUUUCAUAAAGGUUUCACCUGUAAAUUAAAGAACUGCGAAUCAGCAGCAAGUGUUUUUGCCUUUGUGAUGAUUUGAACAAUGUCGUAACGAGUAUUUGUAGAAGUUCUUGUAGUUUUUAGACAAUGUGAAGACGGGUUCAAGGAA